AUGAUCACUGUAAAAAAUUAUUGUUUAACAACCUUAGUUUUUACUCGGUUUUUUGGAUCAAAUAUAAUUAAAAGGAAAUCUUAUCUGUGUUAUCCAAAAUUAUUGAAUUUGCUUGCCUCUUGGCCUUCGGGUUCUAUAAAAAAUAUUGGUUAUUCUAAAGUGUUGUUUAAUAACUAUUCUACUGUAUCCCAUGGAUUUGUCGAUGAGUCUAAUUUGAAAUCUUUAGAAUCUACCAUUAUUUCAGAUGAAUCCUCUUUAUUGAAAAGUCCAGGUGGACCUAUCUCACGUUACAAUGCUCUUGUAGCUUCCAAAAUGGUAAGAGAAGAUUCUUUUCAGCGUAGUAUAGUCAAUACCCUACAAGAUUUAUACGAACGGUUGAUAAAUUAUGUUCCACCUCCUAUCAUGAAUGCAAGGGGUAAUAUGGAUGAUGGGUCAAUUUUUUGGCAAGGUAAAAUUAUUACAUGUUCUCUUAUUUCAAAAUUGCUUGGUUCUCCGAUUAAAAAUACUCCUAUAGCGAGUCCUAAAGGACUAUAUUUAUAUGGUGAUGUAGGGACUGGCAAGACUAUGUUGAUGGAUCUUUUCUAUGAUACACUUCUUAUCGAUCGGAAACGUCGUGUUCAUUUUCACGCUUUUAUGCUUGAUAUUCAUUCUCGAGUUCAUAAACUUAAGAAAACUUAUUCUGAAACUUAUGAUCCAGUACCACCUAUUGCUACAGAUUUAGCGAAUGAUGCCAUUGUCUUGUGCUUUGACGAGUUCCAUGUCACAGAUAUAGCGGAUGCAAUGAUUCUUCGACGUCUUGUUGAUGAAUUGUUUAAUCGCGGUGUUGUUAUGGUAACCACCUCUAACCGUCAUCCAGAUGAUUUAUACAAAAAUGGUAUUCAGCGUAAGAGUUUUAUAUCUUGUAUUGAACGGUUGAAAGAAAGAUGUCAAAUCCUAUCUCUUAAUUCCGGAACGGAUUAUCGUAAACUGGCACGUAUGGCAAAUGGUUUAUAUUUUACACCGCUAAAUGAAAAAACUUUGACUUCAAUAGAGGAUGUUUUUCACAUGUUAACGCAUGGCCGACCAGUUCAUGAAAAAACUUUGAACUUUUGGGGGAGAUCUCUCCGUGUUCCUCAGUCUUGUAAUGAUGUUGCAAAAUUCACCUUUGAACAAUUGUGUUGUCAACCUUUAAGUGCAGCUGAUUAUCUUGAACUUACUAAACAUUACACCGCUAUUAUACUUACGGAUAUACCAAGAAUGUCUUUAAAAUUGAAAAAUGAGGCUAGGAGAUUUAUUACGCUUAUUGAUGCAUUGUAUGAUACAAAGACCAUACUAGUAUGUUCGGCUGAGGUUCCUGUUAAGGAUUUGUUUACAACUGAAGAAGCUUUAGAUCCCACAUAUCAUGAAAUUUUGGACGAUUUAAACCUUGAUGAAAAUGAACAUAAGUCUAGUCCCAUAUUUACAGGCGAGGAAGAAAUUUUUGCAUUUGAAAGAGCAGUAUCAAGAUUAAUUGAAAUGCAAGGACAAGAAUGGAUAAGCAAAAUAAUAUUGAAGAUGAGAUCUGAUAAUUUAAAUUUAUCACCACGUCCAACUAUAGAGUAUAUGAGUUAA
Scutellospora calospora is the source of this 1590-nucleotide messenger RNA. NCBI's taxonomy places the organism in Eukaryota, Fungi, Glomeromycota, Glomeromycetes, Diversisporales, Gigasporaceae. The record is from the annotation of a GenBank genome assembly.